Messenger RNA from Aspergillus pseudoviridinutans, 1215 nucleotides. RefSeq lists its product as uncharacterized. The transcript has a single exon. The record is from RefSeq and is a predicted model, not a curated record. Lineage: Eukaryota; Fungi; Ascomycota; Eurotiomycetes; Eurotiales; Aspergillaceae. Bases 1 to 1215 code for a protein of 404 amino acids.
AUGUUCUUCAAGUCCGGUCUCCUAGCUGCUGCCAUGCUUGGUGUUUCUGUUGUUGAAGCCCACAUGAAAAUGAGCAAGCCUACUCCCUACAGCGCCUCAAGUCUUAACAACUCUCCUCUUGCUGCUGACGGCAGUGACUUCCCCUGCAAGCUGCGGGACAAUGCCUUCCAAGCUCCUACAGAGGAGACAGUGGUUAGAAUUGGUGAAGUCAUGCCCUUAACCUUCGUUGGCAGCGCCACCCACGGUGGUGGUUCUUGCCAGGUCAGCUUGACGAGGGAUCUGCAGCCUUCUAAGGAUUCUACAUGGAUGGUCAUCAAAUCUAUUGAAGGUGGAUGCCCUGCCAAUGUGGACGGUAACAGGUCAGGUGGUGCUGGGGGUGCUGAUCCAGACACCUUUAACUACACUGUCCCUGAAGGCAUCGCGCCCGGAAAAUACACUCUAGCUUGGACCUGGUUCAACCGUAUUGGCAACCGUGAGAUGUAUAUGAACUGUGCUCCUAUUACAGUCACCGGAGGCACCACUAGUGGCUCUGCCAAGCGUGAUACAGCUCCUGUUGCUGAGAAGGUCCAGGUUGAGAAGCGCUCUCCUAACCUCCCUGCCAUGUUUAUUGCCAACAUCAACGGCUGCACCACAACCGAGGGCACUGAUAUCCGCUUCCCUAACCCCGGCCCUUACGUUGAGCACGACGGCAAUCCAAGCAAACUCCAGGCCUCUGGUGCAGCAGCAUGCACUGGCACUCCCUCCUGGACUGUCAGCGCUGGCUCAAAUCCCAGUGUCAGCGCUAGCGUUGGCGCCAUCGUCAGUGCUACUGCUACUCCCUUCGCUGAGCCUGCGUCUAGCAGCAGCAGCGAGCCUUCUGAGUCCCAAGGCAGUACCGCUAUCUCUGCUCCUACUUCAGCCGUUAUCGUCCCUUCGCAGCCUACGGAAUCCGUUGCACCCUCGUCCGUGUCUUCCGCCGGUGACUCCGGAUCAGGUUCUUCUAACUCUGGAGCUUUGACUGGCGCCUGCCGCCCUGAGGGAAUCUGGAAUUGCAUUGAGGGCACUUCUUUCCAGCGUUGCGCCAACGGCGAGUGGACCCCUACUCAGCAUAUGGUGGCUGGUACCCAGUGUACUGCUGGUCAGACUGAGGACUUCACCAUCUCAGCUACAGCUCUGAAAUCUCGCAUGAUGAACGCCGUGCGCCACAGAAAGCAUGCUCACGUUGAUCGCUACUAA